AUGCAGCGCGGUGUCGGCGCUCGCACGUUCAUGGCUGAAAACCAGCCCGGUGUCUCCAAAGCCAGGAAUGGUUGGCAACGGCGUGCCUUUCCACCAGUGCUUGACAAGGGAGGCUAUCGAUCCAACGCGACGGCAAAGGCGGUGAGGUCGUCCCAGACGCGGGGUGCAGUAUUGUUUACGCGACGUCCUGCGGAGUCGCUCCGCACAUGA
This is a messenger RNA of Penicillium malachiteum, 210 nucleotides long. RefSeq lists its product as uncharacterized. The transcript has a single exon. Lineage: Eukaryota; Fungi; Ascomycota; Eurotiomycetes; Eurotiales; Aspergillaceae. The record is from RefSeq and is a predicted model, not a curated record. The coding region runs from base 1 to 210 and encodes 69 amino acids.